CUGAAACAGAAUGGCCUAAGGAUGAAACGAAAAUUUUAUGGCGAUGCAAAAGAGUAUUGGUCAGAAAUUCCAUCAACUGUGGAUGGCAUGUUGGGAGGCUUUGAAAAGAUUUCACCCACAGAUAUUAACGGAUCCAAGGCUUUUCUCAGGCCGUUCUUAAAGAUUGGAAAAGGUGAUACAAACACACAUAGAGCAUUGGACUGUGGAGCAGGAAUCGGUCGUAUUACAAAAAGGCUUCUUUUGCCCAUGUUUGAAACAGUUGAUAUGGUUGAAUUAAAUAAAAAGUUUUUGGAUUCUGCUCCAUCUUUCAUUGGACAGGAUUCUUCAAGAGUGGGCAAAUAUAUUUGCUCGGGACUGCAAGACUUUACUCCUGAGGCUGGGAGGUAUGACCUAAUUUGGUCUCAGUGGGUAUUAGGCCAUCUUACAGAAGAACAUUUAGUAGGAUUCUUUUCUCGAUGUAAAACUGGUUUAACACCUGAAGGACUUAUUGUUGUUAAAGAAAACGUUUCGGGAUCUGGAGAAACAGAGUUUGACGAUGUUGAUAGUAGUUUUACACGGAGUAAAGAGGACUACACAAGUGCUAUGAUUAAAGCAGGCUUAACAAUUGUAAAAGAAGAAAGACAGAAAGGUUUUCCGAAAGGAUUAUAUUCAGUAUUUAUGUUCGCUCUUAAAUAAUGUUUACUGUAUCUAUGAUUUUAAUAUUGAUGUGUGUUUUAAUACCUACUUGAUGAUUAUAAUCAAACUUUCCCUUGAUACUAAUAUAUCUGUAAUAUGUGAUAGAAACUCUAAUCCUGCUGAAUGUUACAAAUGGAUUUGCCAUGUUUCCAUUUCUGGAACUCAGGCCAUUAUCUUUAGGGUUACCAAAGUAAAAAUUUGCACCGGAAAACCAACAGUAUACAACCUAGCCACUGGCCAGACAGCACUUUAUACUGUCACUGAUGUUUCUUGUUUACUUUUGGGGCAUCUAUAGACUGUUCACAUUAGAUUCAUGCAUUUUAAGGGUUAAAAUCAGUUGAACAAGGUACACGUGUAUUGUAAUGUAUGACCUGAGAAUUUAAAGCAUUUCUAAAGUAUAAUGAGUGAAGGUUAGAUAUAUAUGAAAAUGUUUCUUAUACAUUUGCGUUUGUCUGAUACAAACCAUUGUUACUGAAUAAAACAUGUAUUUUUUUGGUACCUAAAAAUAUGCAUAGAAAUUAAAGAUUUCUCA
Ruditapes philippinarum (Manila clam) is the source of this 1207-nucleotide messenger RNA. RefSeq names its product N-terminal Xaa-Pro-Lys N-methyltransferase 1-B-like. The record is from RefSeq and is a predicted model, not a curated record. The coding region runs from base 22 to 675 and encodes 217 amino acids. The transcript is spliced from 2 exons. Lineage: Eukaryota; Metazoa; Mollusca; Bivalvia; Venerida; Veneridae. Gene Ontology annotation, biological process: N-terminal protein amino acid methylation. Gene Ontology annotation, cellular component: cytoplasm. Gene Ontology annotation, molecular function: N-terminal protein N-methyltransferase activity.